Molecule: messenger RNA, 10270 nt
Organism: Mytilus trossulus (common blue mussel)
Lineage: Eukaryota; Metazoa; Mollusca; Bivalvia; Mytilida; Mytilidae
Product: helicase domino-like
Exons: 49
Coding region: 145-8904 (2919 amino acids)
Biological process (GO): chromatin remodeling
Cellular component (GO): Swr1 complex
Molecular function (GO): histone binding; ATP hydrolysis activity; ATP-dependent chromatin remodeler activity
Source: RefSeq, a predicted model, not a curated record
AUAUGCUUAUCCAAUAUGAGGCUUUCUAACUAUUGUGUCAAAAUGUGUAGAUAAAUCGCUGAUAAGGUUGGAUUGAGGGUUUUUGACCUGAGAUGGGAGGACAUUUGUCUAGAAAACAGUAACUCAAAAAUAGGGAAGUAGAGGAUGCACCAGGAUGGCACAGAUAAAUCUGAAAUACAGCAGCCUGGAGUUGACAUUCUAACUGGCAUUCCAAUCACUGCCCAAGCAUUAUGUCGACAGUUAAUUCAAGGAUCACCAGCCAACACAGCUCCAGGCACACCUGUCUAUGGUCUGACUUCAGGGAUCCCAUCGACUGUGCCUCGGACAGUUAAACAAGAGUUACCAAGUAGACAGUCAGGAGGUGGUACCGUACAUCAUCAUGGUCCUAUACCACCACGGACAGGGUCAGGACCCUCGCAUACCAACCUUACAAAUAAAAUGUCUAAUCAACAAAAAUCCAGCACUGGAGGACAUUCUUCAUCUGCCUUUGCUGCUGCUAAUAAACUUUUGAUGGAGACUAAAUCUCACAGUGGACUAAGUUCCACAUUCCCUAACCUAACAGCUCUAGCUAAUCAGAGCUCGACCGGUCCCUCGCCAAAGAAAAAAAUAAAAGUGGAAGAGAAACCUCCACCAACAUCUGAAAUAGCUAAUUACAGGAAACUUGUUCAUGAUAACAAAAUUAAAGAAAUGUUAGAAAUCAAAGAGAAUUAUAUUGAAAAUUUGUCUGAACUGUUUUUCCUGCAAAAUGGGGGCAACAUGAUGGAUUAUUUUGUAUGGACGAAAAGACCAACACCACAAUUAGUCAAUUUCUUGAAAUCUUCAAACAUUGAUAGUGAUGAUGAAGAAGAUCAUGGUUUAGAAAGGAAAAUUAAUAAUGAGGUGAAGGUUUUAACAUGCAGUGGAAGUAAUGUUCCUAUUGCCACUCCAGUGGCAAUAUCAACCACACUACCACCAUCUGUGGCAGCUCUCAACCAGCAGGAGAUGGCACAGUCAGCCAUGUCUCCUCCACUAACAGUUUCCAGUUCUUUGACGACAAUUGUAACACCAGCUGUGACCAUGCCACAACUACAGAGUCAGCUGACCAAGACCGUUACAGAUAUCAAACCACUCAGUGUUAUCACUUCUAUAAUAACAAAGUCUGCAAGUUCCCCUGCAUUAUCCACUAUGGUGAAAAGCCACAAGUCACCACCAGUUUCUCCACUGACCACUACUCCUAGACCAUCACAGAUAUCCUCUGUAUAUGAUGUAGGCUCACAAGAGGCUAUUGUAGAGAGAGCUAAACAGGAGGCUCAAGUAAUGCAGAGAGUUGCAGAAUUAAGAAAAGAUGGAUUGUGGUCCUCAAGAAGGUUACCAAAAGUUCAUGAACCUCCAAGGUGUAAAGGUCAUUGGGAUUACCUACUGGAAGAAAUGCAGUGGUUAGCUGCAGAUUUCCAGCAAGAGAGGAAAUGGAAAAAAGUGGCAGCUAGAAAGAUUGCUAAAAUGGUAACCAAACAUUUCCUAGAGAUGGAGCAGAGAGAACAAAAAGCAGAGGAAGAAGAAGGAAAGAAAUUAAAGAAAAUAGCCAGUCAGAUUGCUAAAUGUGUUAAAGAAUUUUGGUCCAACAUUGAAAAGGUUGUGCAAUAUAAACAACAGAGUCGCUUGGAAGAAAAAAGAAAGAAAGCUUUAGAUAUCCACUUAAACUUCAUAGUGGAUCAAACAGAAAAAUAUUCCACCUGGCUGACUGAAGGAUUGAAACAAGGCAGUUCAGUGGGCUCAACAGCAGGUUCUGUGGGCUCUCUUAGUGAAGCAGGAGAUGACGAGUUUAAACCAGAGGUUGAAGAAUCAGAUGAUGAAGAAACAAUAGAGAAAGAAGAAGAAAUGGAUGAGUCAUCAACAAAAGAUGAGCUUGAAGCAUUACAGAAAGAAAGUGAAGUACCCUUAGAAGAUCUGUUAAAAACUUUGCCAUCAGACAUUUUGGAAAAACCAGCAAGUUUACCUGAUGAAGAUGAGUUGGAUGAGCCUGAGCAGGAUGAUGGUAAAGAUGAAGAGUUUACAGGAAAGGAAGAAGAUGAGGCAGACAAGGAAGAAACAAUAGCUGAACAAGAGAAACAUGAGAAAAAAACAGACUAUAGUAAUGAAUUAAAAGAUCUUGAGGAUGAGGGUGAUUUACCUAUGGACGAGUUGUAUAAGAAGUAUGCUGCUGCUUAUGAUAGCGACUUUGAGUAUGAUGAACCAAGUGAUGAGGAAGGAGAUGAUGAAACGGACGAAGAGGAAGAGGAGGAAUCUGAAGAAGAAGAGGAAGAGGAGGAGGAGGAAGAAGUUGAUGUAGAAGAGGAUGUUGGUUUAGAAUCAUUGAUGGAACAAGAUCAAGAACCAGUCAAGGAAGAAUUUGACCCAACUGGACCAGGCAAAGAGCUGACAGAUAUUGCUGCUGAAGCUGCCAGUCUACAACCUAAAGGCUACACAUUAGACUCCACCAGUGUGAAGACAACCAUUCCAUUCCUGUUGAAACACACUAUGAGAGAGUAUCAACAUGUAGGAUUGGACUGGUUAGCUACUAUGUAUGAGAAAAGGCUUAAUGGUAUUCUGGCUGAUGAAAUGGGUCUGGGCAAGACAAUCCAAACAAUAGCACUUCUGGCUCAUCUGGCAUGUGAAAAAGUGAUUUGGGGACCUCAUUUGAUUGUUGUACCAACAAGUGUUAUGUUAAAUUGGGAACUUGAAUUGAAGAAAUGGUGUCCAGCAUUUAAGAUCUUGACUUACUAUGGAACACAGAAAGAAAGAAAAUUGAAGAGACAGGGUUGGACCAAAACCAAUGCAUUCCAUGUUUGUAUAACAUCUUACAAAUUGGUCAUUCAGGAUCACCAGGCUUUCAGAAGGAAGAAAUGGAAAUAUCUUAUUUUGGAUGAGGCUCAGAACAUCAAGAAUUUUAAAUCCCAAAGAUGGCAGAUGUUGUUAAACUUCUCAAGUCAGCGGAGACUUCUCCUUACUGGUACCCCUCUACAGAACAGUUUGAUGGAGUUGUGGUCCUUGAUGCAUUUCCUUAUGCCCCAUGUGUUCCAGUCACAUAAAGAAUUCAAGGAAUGGUUUGCUAACCCGUUAACUGGUAUGAUAGAAGGCAGUCAUGAAUACAAUGAAAGUCUCAUCAGAAGGUUACAUAAGGUAUUGAGACCAUUCUUAUUGAGGAGAUUAAAAUGUGAUGUUGAGAAACAGAUGCCUAAGAAGUUUGAACAUGUUGUAAUGUGUCACUUGUCCAAAAGACAAAGAUACCUUUAUGAAGAUUUCAUGUCUCAAGGAGCAACAAGAGAAACUUUACAAUCAGGACAUUUCAUGUCUGUAAUCAAUGUACUGAUGCAGUUGAGAAAAGUCUGUAAUCAUCCAAGUUUGUUUGAUCCACGACCAAUUAUUUCACCAUUCCAGGCCGAGGGCAUAUGUUAUCGCACAUCUUCAUGUGUCCUGAACGUUUUAGAAUAUGAUCCAUUGAGGGAUAUAGACUUGUAUAGUUUAUACCCCAGUUUAGCUGACAUGGAGAUAAAUCUACCAGCAUUUGUUGCUCAUCGGGUAAGGGGACUGCAAACAAGUAGAAAGUUGAUAGAAGAAAUAGAUGAUGUGGAGGAAUGUGAACAACGACCAGUCCCAGGAAAACUUCAGCCUACCUCAUUUCCAAGCGUCUUCCAACAGUGUGGAAGGUCUUCACCAGCAAUUACAAGUACUGUAAUGUCCAAUGGUGGUUACCCUGCCUCCUCUGUUCCUGUGAUGACACCAACGGUCACUACAGUAUCAACUCCAGGAAUGGUCACAGUGGCUUCCAGUAUGCCAGUCACAAGUGUGGUACAGACCAACAAACUACAGACAAAAGUGGUUCCUCAGUCUGCUGGACAGACACCGGUUUCCACUCAGCCAAUCACAGUACAGAUACAACAGACUGACCAAGGAGCAAGACUGAUGAUACCUGCUGGACAGUUGUCUCAGUUACCAGCUGGCUUUAUACAGAUAGUACAGACUUCCUUGGGACAACAGAUGAUUGCUACAUCUGCAGUCAGUUCAGUAGCCACUACAGCUUCUGCAGUAGUAAAUGGGCAUCAGACCAUAACCACUACAGCAAGUUCCUCUGUAACAGCUACUACGAUGGCAACAAUGGUCAGACCGUCUGUACAGCUGCCUAUAUCUACUAUGGGUAAUCAGAAGCCGAUGAUGAGAGUCAGUCCUCUGACAUCUGAAUCACAAGCAUCAUCAUCCAUUAUAAAUGUGACAGAUUUAUCAGGGAAUGUAAAGUUACCUGGUACACCCUUGCAGAACAAAUCAGCUGUGAAGAAGAGGGUCAGGAAGGAGAUCAAGAAAUCCGAGUUCUAUUGUAAUUCAUUGGAAGAAAAGAAAAUGAGAGAAAGAGAACAAAAGUUAGAUUUUAUUGCUAAUACAAAUGAGAAACAUUGUUCGCGUGUGCCUGUUUAUGGACAAGACUUGUGUCACACUGUUGACGUGUUCAGAGAUAUGAAUAGGACGCGUGUUAAAGACAAUACAUGGAAAGGUUUAGGCAUGGUAUACUGUCGUAAUGUCCAUACCUGGCCUAAUGUGAAUCAUCCUAGUUAUUACUGGAAACAAACCAAAGUGCUUUCAAAUCUUAUUAAUACUCCAGAACAAUUCCUACACAAAAUGGAGGAUAUCCUGCUAAGGUACACAUUCAUCACUCCUCCUUGUACAGCUCCCAGGAUACAGAUGCAUGUGUCUCAUCCGCCUCCUCACUAUCUGGUGGAACAAAGGAGACGGGAGACACUACUGCAGAGUCAACUGUCUCCAAAAGCAACUUGUCUUCAUCCUAUAUCAACCAGACUUCUGGUACAGUUCCCAGAAAAACGUUUGAUACAGUAUGAUUGUGGAAAACUUCAAGUGCUGGAUAUUUUAUUACAUAGACUUAAAACAGAAGGACAUAGAGUAUUAAUAUUCACACAGAUGACAAAAAUGUUGAACAUUUUAGAGGCAUUCCUAAACUACCAUGGACAUAUAUAUUUACGUCUUGACGGAACAACUAAGGUUGAACAAAGACAAUUCCUAAUGGACCGAUUCAAUGCGGAUAGGAGGAUAUUUGUGUUUAUUUUAUCCACACGGUCAGGUGGUAUAGGUGUGAAUUUGACAGGUGCUGAUACUGUGAUAUUUUAUGAUAGUGAUUGGAAUCCAACUAUGGACGCUCAAGCUCAGGAUCGAUGUCAUAGGAUUGGGCAGACUAGAGAUGUUCAUAUUUAUAGACUUGUGAGUGAGAGAACUGUAGAAGAGAACAUCUUGAAGAAAGCCAACCAGAAAAGAAUGUUAGGUGAUAUGGCUAUCGAAGGAGGAAACUUUACUACAACAUUCUUCAAAGAGCAAACAAUCAAAGACUUGUUUUCUGAGCCAUCAGGUUUAGAUUCCUUGGUGAAGGAGAAGGAAGACAGAAAAGAAAAAGAAGAUGCUGUCCCUGUCCCACCUGAAGCUGUUGAUCUGAAAAUGAAAUCUAUGAAAGAAGUAGCUGGAGGUGAUGAUAAACCAGUCACUUCAGAUACAUCUGUUAUCACUCAGUUUGAAAAGGCACUGGCCAAGACAGAAGAUGAUACUGAUGCUGUAGCUGUUGAUCAAGUAAAAGCUGAACAAAAAGCAGAACUGGCAGAAUUUGAUGAAAAUAUCCCCUGGGAUGAAAGAGAGGCUGAAAGAAAAAGGGAAGAAGAUGAAUCCAAAGUGGAAAUGGAAUUAGCUAUGUUGGAAAAGGAGCUAACACCAGUGGAGAGAUAUGCAGUUAUCUUCAUGGAAGAUGAGAUGGAUCCCUUGGCUGAAGAACUACAGAUUGCAGAGGAGGAUAUACAAAAUGCCAAGAAAGAUUGGGAGCUUGGUCGAUUGAAGGCUUUAAAGGAAGAAGAAGAAAGACGUCUAGAGGUUGAAGAGGAUGAGAUGCUGUUUACAUACACCAGGGAGGACGCGUUUAACCAGGUCUUUAAAUCUGAUGUUGAUCAAGAAAAAAUGACAAUGUGGACCCCUCCCACCCCACCACAUGAUGAUAAUGACAUCUAUAUUGACCAAUCAAUGUGCUUCCUGUAUGAACACAGUACUAUGCCAGAGACGCAACUACCACCCAUCUACAUCAAGAAGGAACACAAGAAACCCAAGAUUGAAUCCAUCACAACAAGAAAACAGAAACAAAGAAAAGAAGAACAACCAAGAGUCCCACGAUCAUUGUUUGACAGACCUACAUCUGCUCUUCUCAAGUUACGUAGAGAGGCCAAACUUAAACAAGGCUUAUUGAAACCCUUCCGUCCAGUUCCACAGAUGAUUAACAAACCACCAGAUCCCACACCUGAUCAUCCAGAAUGGCUCAUACAUGAGGACUGGGCAUUGCUACAGGCUGUGCAGACGAUAUUUGAUGUUCCAUUAAAUCUAAUGGUUGUUUCCCCUGCUCACUUACCAAACUGGGACUUAGUGGCAGAUAUUGUCAAUAGUUUAAGUCGAGUGUAUCGCUCAGCCAAGCAGUGUAAAAAUAGAUAUGAAAAUGUAAUCAUACCGAGGGAGGAAGGCAGAAUAUUGUAUGAUAUCAACCCUAAAAAACAGAGCAAGAAAACUAAAGGAAUUUAUAAGACAAAGAACAACCGUCCAAUGAGAACAAGUCAGUUAUUUGUUCAAGAUAACCAGAAUGCUAUCAGUAUGUUAUACAGUCUGAGGUUUGACGGAGUCAAGGGUAUAGCCACUAAACGUCCACCUCCACUCAAACAGACUCUGGUUAAUCCUACAUUGAAGAAUCCAAAGCAUGCAUCUGUUCUGUCGGAGAAUGAAAUCAACUACGAACAACCACUGACGCCAAUGCAGGUGGCUGAGAUCAGGGCACAGAGAAUACAAAGAGAAAAGAAACAGAACCAAGCUGCUGCUGCUGCUUCUGCCGAACAACAGCUUCAGAAAUCUCAAGCACAAACUACCCAGGCUACCCCUACACCUGCCACACCUUCCCAAGGAACCACAGCUGUCGUGGUGGCACAAAGUAUAGCUGGAGCAGUCACUAGUCAACAGUUACAACAGAUUUACACUACUGUCACAACAGCUGGUCUCCAGACAGCCACAUUAGCCAAGACAGCAGUAGGACAGGCAGUGACGGCUGUGUCCUUACCUCGUGCUGCCAGUAACAUUGUAGUUAAUACACCACCAGGAGUGGCAUCUAACUUUGCUGCUAUCAAUAGAAGGAUGAGUCAGGCCAGUGCAGGACAGCCUGCUACUGUGGCUGUAUCAAAUAUGUUGACAUCAGCCAUUCGAGCUCAGCGUCCAGCAGCUCCUCAAACCAUACAGGAGAUUACCUCUGUAAGUCAGGGUGCCACAGGACAGAUAGCUCAGAUCACUACAGCUAGGACACAAGUCUCUACAGUAACCACAUUGACACCAGCUCAGUUAGCAGUGGCAGCAGCCCAACAACGAAUACCUGGUAUCACAACUAUUGCUGGAAAUACUGUGGUAGGACAACAACUGACAGUAGCUGCUGGUAAAACAUUGACACCACAACAACAAUUAAUGCAACAGAGACAUCUGAUUGGUCACCAGGCUAUACAACAACAACAACAACUCAGGAUGCAGAAACUUAAUAUUACACAACAGCAAUUACGACAGAUUCAACAGAGUGCUCGUCCAGGGAUUCCCCAGAAAACAGUUAUAGCUCAACAGCUGGUCACCAGUGUGGCUCAGGUUCCACGGAUGAAGAGACAACUGACACAGGAUGAGUUAAAUCGUCUGAAACAACAACAGCAGCUUAUCCAGAAACAGGGACAAUUACAAUUGCCAGCUACACAGAUAAUAGCCCAGGGUCAGGUGCAGCAAGUUGGUCAGCCUGUUUCAGUGGCUGGAACUUCUGCCCACUUAGUGAAGACCGUGUCCACACCAGUACCGCUACAACUACCCACCAGUACAGCUGUCAGUAUAAACGUUACAGUUCCUGCUCAAAAGACAAAUAUAGCUACCAAAGCAACAAUCAGUCAGCUUCAGAAGGGACAGUUACCUCCAAUGCAAUUACUUAGAAAAGCACAGCCCAUUCCUGGACAACAGAAAAUCACUUCCAUUACCCAGCAAAUGGGGAAGACUCAGAUACCUCUCAAUACAGUUCAAAUCAUACCUCAACCUCAAAGUGCCUCUGGUCGACCUCUAACCUACCAGCUGCAGCAAAUCAUGAGUACAAACAAACCUCAUCAGGGGUCAAUGAUAAUAACGUCUCAGCCGACAAUCAUUGCCACAGUUACUCAGAGUCAGCCCUCGGGACAGAUUGUUACUAAAGUCCUCACCUCAUCCCAAGGUACCAUACCAACUUCACAGAUACACACCAUUUCCGUGGCAUCACCUGCAAUUAGUCAGGUGUCAGUGGCUGCCAGUGCACCAACACAGAUACCUGUAGCAACAAUUAGCAUGGCUCACCCCUCUCAACAGGUUGCCAAGUCUGUAACAGUGGCAACAGUCAGUAAUGUUAGCGGCAACACUGUUCAAGUUCAUCCAGUGGCAACUCAUCAGGCUAGGAUGGCCACUUUAUCACAGGCUUCAAUAGUGGCACAUCCUAUUCAACAGAUUCAAGUGACUCCUAGUGGCUCAUCAGUACAGCAGCCAGCCACAAUUCACGUUCAUUCCACAUCUCAGCCGUCAACGGGCACAGUAGUGCCUCAUACAUCAUCACCAUUGACAUUGACUGUUACCCCAGCUAAUCAAACACCACCCCCUAAUGUAACAUUAAUUCAGCAACAGGUACCAGUUUCACAAACAACAGUACAGACUGGUACCGUCACUUCACAGGCAGCUCUAGCAGCAGCUGCAGCACUACCCCCACAGUCACCAGUAGUUCCAGGAAUUGUUACCACAGUGGUACAGACUCCACAAGGUGGGCAACAGUCUUUAAAACCGUCACCCUAUGCCAUGAGGACGAGGAAUCAACCAAAACAUCAAUAGUUAUUGACAUUCUCAAAAUGAUUCAUUUGAUAUUUUAUUGAUUGAUGACUAGAAAUCAUAGUUUCUAUAUAGUUAAAACAGGGACAAGACCAAUAGGAUGUCACAUAAAAAUCUACCAGUGUUUAUAAACAAAAUGAGGGCAGCAAUGACAUGAAAACACUGGUGUGAAACCUUCAGUGAAAGGACAAAUACUGAAACAAACAAAAAAGUUAGUGAAUAAUAAACAUUGAGAAUUCUAUUGAUUAUUUCUUGUAUUAUUUAUUUGGUUUGUAUAAGAAUGAGUCUAUGACCAUGUGUAGAAUUUACUGAAACAAACAUCCUCAAUAUGCAUGAAAUAUUUGCCACUGGAUGUUAAGAAAGCAAGUAAUGGGAACAUUGUUUUCUAUAUUUAUUUUUGAAAGGAAUUUUUUCAAUGACAAAAUGAGCUAGAUAUCACUCUGUCUAAUACAUGUAUAAUUGGCCAUAGGAUAAAACAUUUCUAUUGACGGUUAUAUGCAUUGUUAAAGAGAGUGAGUUUCUUUGUAAACAAAAUAACUUUGAAUUUUAUUAUUUAAUAGUUAUUGACAUUAGAAUGAGUUGAAAGUAAAACACUAUAGAUUAGAAGUAAAUGCAUGGUAUAUUUGUAUGUUUAUAGAAUGUAUUACGUAGACUUUAGUGAGUGUUAAUUAUUACAAUUGUUUGAUGUGGUCUUGGAGUUCUAGAUUUUGUACUGUGUAUGUAUGUGACCAUUUUAAUGCCAGGAUAUUAGUACAAUAUACUAGAUUUCAAUGACAUUUUCAUUUGCUAGCAAACUCCUGUGGCAUUUUAUUUCCUUGUUUUUAAACUCUGUGUAUUGUAGUCUGAAAACUUAUUUAAAUCUGGUGUAUAAUUUAUCUUAUUUAAUGAAUUUGUAGAGGUUAAUCAUGUUAAUAUUAUGACACACAAGUUUUCAUCAAACUUUAUAAGAAUGAUACAGAAAUUGUUCAUUAGACCGUGAUAAUUUUCCUGUUAUUUAUGAUAUGACAAGAAUGAUGCCUACUACAAAAUUUACAAGGUUCCAAGCUGGUAAUCGUUUUGCUUUGAAAUACAGUAAAGCAGGAUUUUUGUAGUUUUUUUUUAUAUUUUUCUUGUUAGUGAGCUUGGGAACUUAAACAGUACACCAAAUUCGAUAGAUAAUCUUUUCAAAAUAUUCAGUUUGUUUUAUUGUAAAAUUUCAUUGUUGAUGAAAUGCUAUCAUUUAAAUUUUUAAUCAUAUUUGACUGUAAAAUGUGAAGAUACAUUAACUUUUAAAAGUACUUCAUUAAAUGAUGAUACUUUACUUUCCUUUUUGAUUUAUGAUAAAUCAGAUUGUCAUGACUUCAGAAUUAUUAUGUGUUGAGAUAUAUAU